AUGCCGCCAAAGAAGAAGGGCAACAAGAAGGCGCAGGAUGACGACUGGGAGGCCGAGUUAGGCGAGACCAUUGCGCCACAGAAUGGGGAUGCAGCAGAAGCAAAGCCUGAAGAUGCUGCUGCAGAGGACGAUGCCGCAGGCGGAGGCCUGAUGGCUGCCCUCGCAAAGCGUGGCAAGAAGAAGAACAAGAAGGGCGCCAACCCAGAUGUCGAAGGCGAAGAUCCGCCUGCUGACGGUGCAGGUGGAGACUUCCAGGACAAGGCACCACAAGAAGGGGGCUUCGACGACGAUGAUGACGACGUUUUCGCUGGCAACUACGGCAAGAAGAAGGGCAAGGGCGGUGCUGCAAAGGCAGAAGAGCCUGCAGAGGAGAAGCCUACGGAUGCGCCGCGAGUGAAAACCAAGGCGGAGAAGGAAAAAGAGAAGAAGGAGAAGGAGAAGCAGCGAAAGAAGGAACUGGCUGCGAAGAAGAAGGCCAGUGGCCCUGCAAAGGCCGAACCUGAAAAGGCUGCCGAGUCCAAGCCAGCCGCCGCCUCUACGCCUACACCUGCUGCAGAGGCCGCCCCUGCUGCUGGUGGCAAGAAGAAGAAGAUCAACCCUGCUCUAGCCGCCCUUCAGAAACAACAGGAAGAGCGUAGGAAGAGAGAAGAGGAGAUUGCGCGCGCCGAGGCCGAAGAAAAAGAAAGGCUACUCGAGUUGGAGCGACAAGAGGCAGAGGAGCAAAAGCGCAAAGAAGAGGCCAAGGCGUUGAAGAAACAAAGGGAGAAGGAAAAGAUUGAACAGCUCAAGAAAGAGGGCAAGUACAUGACCAAAGCCCAAAAGGAAGCAAAAGCCAAGAACGAGCUACGUCUACAGCAGUUGCUCGAACAAGGAAACACAAAGGUCGCAGGCCUGGCUGACGAGCCUGAAAAGAAGAAGAAGCCAGUAUAUGAUGACCGGAAAAAGAAGAAGAAGGGUGAGAGUCAGAAGGAGAAGGAGGCUCGUGAGGCUGAAGAGGCUGCCAAGAAGAUGGAAGAACUCAGGCUGGCUGAGGAACAAGCCGCCAAGGCAGCCGAAGAGGCCGAGAAAGCCCGCCUCGAUGCAGAAGCAAAGAAGGGUGAAGAUGGAGACUCUGCAGACGACUGGGAGGCGCAAGCCGACGAGCUAGAUGGCGUCAAAGACAGCUGGGACGUCGAUACCGACGAGGAAGAAGAGCGCAAAGCGAGCGAGAAGAAGGCCAAGGAAGAGAAGGUUGCAGCAGAGAAGGCAGCUGCCGCAGAAGCUAAGAAGGACAAUUCAGAGUCAGAUUCUGAAGAAGAUAGUGACGACUCGUCUGAAGAUGAGCAAGGAACUGCCGCCCAAAGAGCCGAAGCUGCGCGCAAAGCUGCUGCUGCUGAACGACGCAAACAAGCUCACGAGGAAGCCAUGGCAGCCCGGUCCAAAGACAACCUCCGCUCUCCCAUUUGCUGUAUUCUUGGUCACGUCGAUACCGGUAAAACGAAGUUGCUUGACAAGAUCCGACAGACCAAUGUGCAGGAAGGCGAAGCUGGAGGUAUCACCCAACAGAUUGGUGCCACUUACUUCCCCGUCGAAGCACUCCAGAAGAAGACUGCGGUUGUCAACAAGAAUAACGAAUUCGUCUUCAACGUUCCCGGUCUCCUCGUCAUUGACACACCUGGUCACGAGUCUUUCACCAACCUCCGAUCUCGCGGUUCAUCGCUCUGUAACAUUGCCAUCCUCGUCAUUGACAUUAUGCACGGUCUUGAGCCCCAGACUAUCGAGUCCAUGAAGCUUCUCCGAGAUAAGCGAACACCUUUCAUCGUAGCGCUCAACAAGAUUGAUCGUCUGUUCGGCUGGAAGAAGAUUGACAACAACGGUUUUGAGGACAGUUUCAGCCUGCAGAAACAGUCCGUCCAGAGUGAAUUCGAGGAGCGAUGGAACUUUGUUCGCACGCAGCUGCAAGAACAGGGUUUCAACUCGGAGCUCUUCUUCAAGAACAAGAACAUGUCAAAGUAUGUGUCCGUAUGCCCGACCUCGGCACACACCGGAGAGGGUAUUCCAGAUAUGAUCAAGCUCAUUGUCAAACUUACUCAAGAACGCCUGACCAACAACCUCAUGUACCUCUCCGAGGUCGAGUGUACUGUUCUUGAAGUCAAGGUCAUUGAAGGUCUCGGUACGACAAUCGAUGUCAUCCUGUCAAACGGUGUGCUUCAUGAGGGUGAUCGAAUCGUGUUGUGCGGUAAUCCAGAACCCAUAGCAACGAAUAUUCGAGCGCUCUUAACGCCUGCCGAGAUGAAGGAGUUGCGUGUCAAAUCUCAAUACGUACACAACAAGGAAGUCAAGGCUGCCAUGGGUAUCAAGAUUGCUGCCGAUGGUCUUGACCAAGCCAUUGCUGGUUCGCGACUACUCGUUGUUGGUCCGGAUGACGACGAAGAAGACCUCAUGGACGAAGUCAUGGGUGACCUCGCCCACCUGCUCAGCAAGGUAUCCAAGACUGGUCGUGGUGUUUCCGUUCAGGCCUCCACUCUCGGAUCUCUUGAGGCGUUGCUCGAGUUCCUGCGCGUUUCCAAGAUUCCUGUCUCUACCAUCUCCAUCGGACCUGUCUUCAGGAAAGAUGUGCUUCGUGCAGGAAUCAUGUUAGAAAAGGCCAAAGAGUAUGCCGUCAUGUUGUGUUUCGAUGUCAAGGUUGACAAGGAAGCCAAAGCCUUCGCUGAGGAGAUUGGCGUCAAGAUCUUCGAAGCGGAUAUCAUCUACCAUUUGUUUGACAAGUUCACGGCGCAUAUGAAGCAACUUGAGGAGCAAAGGAAGGAGGAGUCCAAGAUGUUGGCUGUCUUCCCGUGCGUACUCAAGCCCGUUGCCGUCUUCAACAAGACCAAUCCCAUCAUCAUUGGUGUGGAUGUUGUUGAAGGUGCUUUGAGAAUGACAACUCCAAUCUGCGCAAUCAAGAAGAAUGCUGCCACUGGUACCAAGGAAAUCAUUCAACUCGGAAGAGUUACAUCCAUUGAGCGAGACCACAAGCCGAUGCAGAUUUGUAAGAAGGGCCAGCCUUCCGUCGCUGUCAAGAUUGAAGCCAGCAGCCAGCCUAUGUACGGUCGUCACUUGGAAGAGGGCGAUACGCUGUACUCUGCCGUGAGCAGGAAGAGUAUUGAUACGCUCAAGGAGUUUUUCAGAAGCGAUGUCAGUCAGGAGGAAUGGAAACUGAUCGUGCAGCUCAAGCAGCUGUUCGACAUUCAGUAA
Bipolaris zeicola 26-R-13 is the source of this 3216-nucleotide messenger RNA. RefSeq lists its product as uncharacterized. Bases 1 to 3216 code for a protein of 1071 amino acids. NCBI's taxonomy places the organism in Eukaryota, Fungi, Ascomycota, Dothideomycetes, Pleosporales, Pleosporaceae. Gene Ontology annotation, molecular function: translation initiation factor activity; GTP binding; GTPase activity. The transcript is spliced from 3 exons. The record is from RefSeq and is a predicted model, not a curated record.